Messenger RNA from Lampris incognitus (smalleye Pacific opah), 2964 nucleotides. RefSeq names its product proline rich transmembrane protein 4a (gene prrt4a). The record is from RefSeq and is a predicted model, not a curated record. Lineage: Eukaryota; Metazoa; Chordata; Actinopteri; Lampriformes; Lampridae. The coding region runs from base 1 to 2964 and encodes 987 amino acids. The transcript has 2 exons.
AUGCCCUCUCUGUGGAAUCUUUAUCUCGUCUUCUCCCUCGCCUCGCCUCUCCCGCCUCACGUCGCUGCUUCAACCGGGGAAGAUGUCAAGGGAACGCCACAGCCAGACCCAGACACAAUCUCACAGGGUCUCACGAAGCCCUCACAGAGCCCUCGUGGACCCGACGUCCUGCCUUUCCAUUCUACGUUGGGUCCAAAAACAGCCGAGAUCCUGUCCCUGCCUCUGAGUUGGCCCACGUCGUCAUCUGAGGAGGCUGACAGACAAGGAGUCAUUGGGGAAUACGCCGAUAUGCAAGACACUUCAGAGAUAUAUUCGUCGAGAAGUGAACAAGUGUUCCCGCCACUCGGCACGACAGAGAGAGCCACGGAGGUCUCUACUUCCAAGGAGGAUGCCAGACUAAUAAGAGCUUCAUCAGAGAAAAAAACAGGCCAAGAGCCAGCUCCUCGAUAUGAGCCAGCCAAGACCAGUACGUGGGACAUGCAUGGCCCUGCACAGCACACCACACAGACGGGAACGGGUCAGCCCACCCUCCCAGCCCCACAGAACGACACCUUUCAUGGCCCAGAACACGUUCUCCUCUCUGACACACCUUCAGCAUACAGGCCGACCUCCGAAACUUCAACACUCUCUACUGGAUCCAGGCCACUUUCUGGAGCCUUUACUCCUCCACUAGAAAAGGACAAGUUGGGUGGCCAGACCACGGGGUCUUGGGUCACUAUGCAGGGAGGGCUGCAAAAAGAGGAUAACCUACAGAGAGGAAAUGAAGAUGGGAUGCACAAUUACACAAAUGGUCGGUUACACGGAGGAAAUGACAGCAGUAAGACGGAGAAAGACUGGCUUCCAGCUGAAGAGGAGCAGGACUCAGAGGGCAGUGGGAUGUUCUCUCACCCAGACUGUAGCACAGACCCUACCGCCAAGCCCUGCAAGACCGAAAACCAAUCCUGCACUCCCACUUACCCGGAUGACUUCACAUCUGACGAAUCCCUGCACCCUGCUACGGCCCUCAGCCCUCCACUCUUUGUCCCUCUGUACACAGACUGGAACUCUGCCCUUGCUACAUGGGGACUCGCCUGGGAAGCACAUAUCUAUGGCCUGGGCUCCAUCUUCGCUGUGUUUGGCUUCAUGUCUGUUAUCUGCUUGUUAGGCCUGCCCCUGCGUUGCCCCCCAGGAGUCCCUUAUUUCACCCUGCUGCACCUGUUCCUCCUUGCCUUCGGAGGGAUGCGCGCAUUCUCCCUGCUUUAUGAUGCCUAUGGUUACCAAGACCGCCUUCCACCCCUGUGCUCCCUCCUCCUCUCUGAGCUGCCCUUCCCCUGCCUUACCUCAGCCUUCUCCCUGGCCUUCCUCCUUCUUUCCCUACACUCACGCAUGUCUCUAUCCCUCACCACCUCCUCGCCCGGCUUGCCCAGACCGUGCCUCCUGUUCUGCCUCUCCCUGCUGCAUUUUGGGCUCUCUCUGGGCUGUGUGGGCCUCUUGGAAUUCCUAAAAAUCUUCCCUGUCCUCCUCCUCCUCAUCCCGCAGGGCUUGUUUGUGUGCCUCUCAAUCCUUCUGUCAUGCUCCCACCUCAUUUACUACUGCUUUGUCCGAGCGGACACGAAACACAUCUACAGGCUGAAUGACAGUGGCGAGGAAGGCGGGUCUCCUGAGGUGAUGCGUCCUUCAGGUUGUCCCUUUGCCAAGGUGGAGGACUGGGGGAGGGCAGCAGGGGCUGGUGUAGGAGCCUCCCUGUGUUUGUUAGGGUGUGGAGGGCUGCAGCUCUAUGGAAUCCUUCAUGCCCUUGGUCUGGGUGGAGUCAGUGAUUAUGGGUUCCAGCCCUGGCCAUGGUGGGGCUACCAGGUGGGCUGUAGGGCCUGUGAGGCAGGGGUGUGUCUGGGUCUAUUACUCAUUGGUACACAGCCAUUAUUCUGUCACACUAAGACUUCCAUCAAGGCUAUGGCUCAUCCUCGGCCAGGGUCUUGGUCCCGUUUGUCCUGCGGCUCUCCCUCUGGAGGGCCAUCCCUGCCCCUUCAGCCAGCAGAAAAGCCUCCUGUCCUCCCUUCUAACUGUACUUGGUCCCGAGGCAAGCAGGAAAAGCUAGUUCUCUGUGAAGUGAUCACUAAGGGAAAAUCCGAAGUUCUUCCUCUUUGCUCAAUGGUUGACCCGCCUCAAAACGGACUAGACUCUGUUCCCCGUCCUAGCCACACCAUGAUCUCUGUAAUCCCACUACCUACACCCCCUGACCCGCCAUAUAGACCUAAAUGUGGUGUUGAAUCUCAGCUGUCCUCACUUGAUAGCCUGGGUCUGGAUACAGACUCUACAGUAGACCUGCGCCCCCCAUCUCCCAUCGAUUUGUCUCGAAGCAUUGACCAGGCCUUGUUCAGCGAGGCUCUUUUCGCUCAAAGCCUCUUUGGUCCAUCAGGGCUGCACCAGGCCUCAUCCAGCCUUUCUUUAAACUCUCCCAGCCGAGGUACUUCAAAACAAGGCUACAGCUCUUUGGAGAGCGCCUUUUACCGAACAUCCUCCUGUGGGGACCUGGAUCAGGACAACCCUCUGGCCAAGUCACGACCUUCCCAGCAAGGUGGCACGCUCUCAUGCCAGGGCGAGCAUUCCCCAUCACCUGAGCGAUGGAGCUGGAAGCAAAGUACCUCGGGCUCGUUGUGCCAGGCCUCUAUAAACGGAUCCUCCCAGGGCCUCUGCUGCAGCCCCAGGGAAACAGGGACGACGUGUUCAAAUUCUCGGGUCAACAAAGGGCAGAACUUUGCCCAAAACAGUCUUCCACGAGCGAUACCCCACCUGCCUUAUCAAAGGCGUUACCGAACCCUGAGUUUAGCCUCCCAGGACAGCCAGGGAUCUGGCAGACUGGCAGGGACUGAACAGUUGAGUGAAAGCAAACAGCUGGAACAGGACCUGGCUGUACAAGCAGAAUUUAUAAAUGUUUGCCGACAAAUUGACGCCCUGAGCGUAUGCAGCGACACUAUUGAACUGUAG